UUUCUCUCUCUCUGUAGCUCUUUUCACCGAUCGUUCCCUCCCUUUCUACCAUCAUCUCUUCGUUCUGCUACCCCUUGGCGAGGUGGCGGUCCAGAGCGCAGAGCGCGUCAGCCGUGCGGGAUGCUGAAUCCGAAGGAGAUUCAGUUGUACGCCUGGCUGCUUUGCCACUGUGCUCUCUGUGCGCGUUUCAUAUAGUUAUUCAUUCUCUAUAAGUUAUAAACUAUCAAUUCUUAUAUAUACUAUAUAAGUUUCACGUUUUAUCUCAUUGAAAUUGUUUCGCAUAUUCACGCAUCGCGUUCAUCAUCUUCCGGGUACCCUCAACCGACGAAUCGAAUCCAGGAAUGGACUUUUUGUGAAAGAAAAAGGCGUGUACCCGACAUACACGGCUACCGUCACAUUGGGGGGGUUGGAGAGAAUAGGACACGAGGAUGGGUGUCUAUGUGAUUGGAAUAGCCGGCGUUAUCGUGUUUUACGUGGCUGUACUCUGCGUUGGUAUUUGGGCUGCGUUUGUAAAAAGAAAGAAAAGUCAACAGCAGCAUGGCCAGAAUGAUAUGAUAUUGGCGAAUCGUCGAUUAGGACCUUUACUCGGAGUCUUCACGCUUGUAGCCACGUGGGUAGGUGGUGCAUACGUGAACGGUACCGCUGAGGUCAUGUACACGAAGGGUUUACUUUGGUGUCAGCCGCCAAUUGGUUAUAGUUUGAGUCUUUUAUUUGGUGCUAUAUUAUUUGUGAGGCCAAUGAGAAAAGCCGAAUACGUGACAAUGUUGGAUCCCUUUCAAGAAAGAUACGGUGCCGGAGUUGGCGGAUUACUUUUUAUUCCAGCAUUAUUUGGCGAUUUGUUCUGGUGUGGAACGGUAUUGAAGGCUUUGGGAAGUUCAUUGGUUGUCAUUGCUGAAGUUGAUCCACAAUUGAGCAUUUGUGCCUCGGCAUUGUUAGCAGCCAUAUACACCGUUUUCGGUGGAUUGUAUUCCGUAGCGUGUACGGACGCUCUCCAAUUGGCCUGCAUAAUUCUAGGAUUAGCUAUCACAGCACCAUUUUCCGUAUUCCAUCCUGCUACGUCGUUUGAAAAGAAUUUAUCAUCGAGGGAGUGGCUUGGUGAAAUUAAAAACGAAGAUCUAGCUACGUGGAUCGAUGGCAUGCUUUUACUGGUAUUCGGUGGGAUACCAUGGCAGGGAUACUUUCAACGAAUACUGAGCUUUCGAAGUACUACCGUUGCAACAACGUUAUCGGUAGCCUCUAUGUUUUUCUGUAUAAUACUCGCAGCACCAUGUGCUUUGAUCGGUGUUGUGGCACGUGCAACGGACUGGACAUUGGUCGAGGGUUCGAACAAGACUUUUCCUUUCGAUCCUAAUGCUGCAUUACCUUUUGUCUUGAGGUACUUGACACCACCGUGGGUUUCUUUCAUAGGUCUCGGAGCGAUUUCAGCUGCAAUAAUGUCAUCGGCAGAUUCCAGUAUACUCGCAAGCAGUACUAUGUUUUCAAGGAAUAUUUAUAGACUGACGUUUAGGCCGAAGGCAUCAGAAAGAGAAUUAAAUUGGAUAUUACGAAUCUCGAUGUUAAUGGUCUCAAUUCUCUCGACUAUUUUUGCAUUGAAAGUUGAUAGCAUUUAUUAUCUUUCGUAUCUAUCAUCCGAUCUUGUGUACGUCGUACUUUUCCCUCAGUUAUUAGCGAUCAUCUAUUGGCCAUCAUUGAUCGAUACUUAUGGAUGCCUCGCGGGAUACUUUGUUGCUGUUGUAUUACGUGUCGGUGGAGGUGAAGAGGGUUUGGGUAUACCGGCUCUGAUUGAAUAUCCAUUCUACGACAAAGUGACCAGAACCCAGAAAUUUCCUUUCCGUACAACCGCAAUGUUGUCGGCUCUUGUCGUGCAAAUAAUAGCUAGUUUCUUUACGCGAAAUCUUCUUGGGAAAGGUUAUUUCCCUCGUUGUUGCGACGUACUAAGCGUUUAUUCACCUGGAAAGACGAAAGACCAAUCAGGGGUGAUACAGAGUAACUCGGGCGCAGCCCUGAUGGAUUCAUCAUCAGUAAACAAAUCAUUGUCAGGUAUAGAUGCAUGCGAUGGUGUAAGUGGUUGCAAUUAUGAGCUUGACAGAUCUGGAACGAUUAAUUUGAACGAUGAUCAACGUUCGGAACAACGUUGUUCAGAAAACAACGUUGCUGUUAGCGAUUUUACUAAUAACGAGACGUUAAGAGGAAACACCGUUGCAUCCGUCAUACAAAGAACCAGUCAAACUAGCCAAAGUUUUCACGGAAUCUCGAGAAAUUCAAGCCAACCGAUCUCAAUAACUGGUAGGCACGUACAAACGGCAACUAAUCAAUACGUUCCUAUACCGAUCAACGAGGUCAGUGCAACGUGUAGAGGUCAGAUACUUGGCGUUAGGAAUCUUCGAGAUUCAUUAGGUCAAGUACUUUUGCCAGUCGACAACAAUGUCUCUGCGUCAAAUGGGAACGAAAUUGGAAAUAUUAAUACGAUACCCUCGAAUACAACAAUACCACCAGCAUCCAUGUCAAUUGCCUCACCAUAUAAUAAGAUUAAUAACGAGAGCACGACCACUAAUGAUAAAUUAUUAUUACGUGAUUGCGAAAGAACUGCCGAUAGAAAUCCAAUAGAAUUUAAUUUAAAUGCUCAAGACAGCAUGCUUACAAACGUUUGCGGUAAAAAGAAUGUUAAGGGUGUGAAAUUGGUCGGUAUGGAUGGUGGAACAUUGAGAAGACCUUCUUUACAAGGUACAUUCUCCCCAACACCAUCAGUAGAACUAGUCCACAUUUUGGAUAGACGACAAAGUAGUGGAUCUUACGGUCCUGGAUCUUUAUCACCAGUACCAAUGGGCAUAGAAGCUUGUAAAACUCAUGGUACUGCACCAGAAGGACACAACGGGAACGAACAUUGCAGAAUAAAAAGAGGCAUCGUCAGGCAUCACAGCUUUAACGACACCGGAGAUCGAGCACUUACAACAUUGGCCAGACAGCCGACUUAUCCUUCGAUGCCGUUAAGACCCGAGGACUGUCGUAUGACAUUAGUGAAGAAGGACAAGAGGACAGGUACCAUCGCUCGUCAUUCCUCGGUGACGAAUGAAAAGGAACUCGGUGGUUGUACGACCACUGGUGUCGUCAUCUGUAGCCCGACUUACAGUAUGUACGGCUCAGCCGUUAAAAAUUCCAAUUACUUCGUGACAGAUGACGAAGCGGUCAGCAGAUUUUAAAAGAAACGUUCGAAAAGGAUACAAACUGAAGAGACUAGAAAUAUCAAUGACAAUCGUAACUAUCUUCUUGUAGGUUAAUAGGCUACACAUACACACACACACACUCCUUCGUAACGAAUUAUCAUUCUAUCACAAUCCCAAAUAUUUUUCACCGGUCAUUUGUUCAACAAUACUUAAGGAAUACGUCUUCUUAUAUAAUAUAUAUAAAAGUAUAUAGUAUACUAUACUAGUAUAGUAUAUUAUACUUCCUUUAUAUAUAUAUAUAUAUAUAGAUACAGACACUUUUUACGUUCCAUUAUUCGUUAGGUCAACGUCAAUUGUGAGAUUAUGAAAAUGGAGAUAGAUAAUUCGGCGUUUCGCAUGGCUGACACAACGCUGACGAUGAAUAAUAUUAUUAUUUUGUUCGUAUAUAUCAUAAUUAAAAAACGCACACGCGCGCGCACAUGGCAAAGUGGCUUGCACUAUAUUAAAAAGUAAGUACGUAACAUGAGCAUUUCUAUCUGACAAAAAGAUACAUGUAACAAAUAGACCUAGGUAAUAUACGCGUACAUCUUUUUGUUUAAUCAUCAAAUGUAGAAACUGACGUAAGACAAUCUGACAAUUAGUAAUAUACUAAUUACUAUUCUAAAUAAUCAUAAAAAGGAAAUGCCUGUGUUCGUACGUACCUUGUUACCGUGCAACAAUUCUUAUACACGUGUGUACAUAUAUAUUUAAUAUUUUAAUUGCUUAAGAAAAUCGUUUCCUUUCUCGUCUGCUCGAUAUUAAAAUCGCGAUAUUCGUCCAAUGAUAAUUAGACGAUGAUAUUUCAAACAAGAUUAUUCGUUAUUAACCAUCUAACGUGUUUUUGAAAGGAAACAAUCGUGAGAUAUCGAUUAACAAAUAUUUCUUUAUACAACUUUAUUCAUAUUGGAAACGCGCGUUUAGUAACACUUGAGUCUAGUAGUUCAAAUCGAAACUAGUCAGACCCUGUCCAUAUUAUUCAAUACUAUACAGGGUGUACCAGUUAAAUUUAUCAUCUGAAAUAUUUCCCUUAUUUUUGAUUUAAUGAAAAAAAAAUAUUCAAUCACACUAUCUCGAGGAAUAUGUUCGACGGAUAUGGAAAGUAUUUAUUCUCAAAAUCAUUUUUUUUUUAUAAGAUUUAAGAGUCAUCGGUAUCUUUUUUUUUAAUAUUACAUUUUACCAAACGUCAUAGAUAUUUUUUAUGUUUUCAAAUUGAAAACAAAUAUUCAAAGGACUCGCGAAUACGAUCAUGAAUGCAUUCACCACUUUGUUUUUAAUUUCAACAACAACAACAAAAUAAAAUAUAUAUAUAUUACUUGUUACACUUAGAUAAAAACCAUCGAACAUCUUUUCAACAUACUUCACGAAUUAAUUAUUUAUCCAUAUUUAAUUACAAUAAUAAACUAUUUUUUUUUUUUUUUUAUUCAUAAUCUCUCCCAACCCCCAUCCCUUCGAGAUAGUGUAACAUUGUCCCGAAUACUUUGUUUUCAUAAAAUGAAAAAUAUUAUACAUAAUAUUUCAGAUAAAAUUAUCUAAUACAUACUGUAUACCUCUUAACUGAUAUUACGUAUAAGAUAUUACAAAUAGAACUGGAGUUUCGUUGUCCUCUAGUUCUCAAUAUCCAUCCUAUGAACUUCAGACUGAAAACAAAUAAACUUUGUACAAAAGAGGAAAAGAAGAGAAAAAUGAAUGAGAAGGAUAAUCGAAUAUUAACGCGAUUCUAUUUAAACAACAGGCCCUACUUUUUAGACACAUAUACAUAUAUACUUAUAUACAAUAGGUCAUUUGUAGGGAACAGAAAGAUCAUCUCUUUUUCUCUCCCACCUUCUCUCUUUCUCUUUCUUCUGUCCAAUUUCAUCUGUAUAUAUAUAUAUGAUCUUUAAUUAUCACAUACACACACACUUAUAUACAUAUAUACAUAUAUAUAUAUAAAAUAAAAUCUUCACAUAGGUACUUGCGAAAUUUAGAUGUAACUUAAGCAAUAGAUGAUUAAUCAAUAAGGAUAGGUUAUCGAUUAAUUACAUAAAUAUAUAUAUAUAUAUUAUAGGAAUGGCGUACUUACGUAAUCUUAACGUUCUCACAAUCGAAUGAAAGUUAUGAGAAGUUGAUAAGCAUAGUCACGAAGAUGGGUAACAUAAACUUCGCUGUUUAAUGUUAAAAUUCUAGAUAAAUUUAAAAAAAAAAAUAAUUAUUUCAUUGGUUGAGGGGGGUCAAUAAAAGUCAAUACGGUUUUUACUUUUGUUUUUUAUGUCCGGUAAAUUAAAGAGAAAAAUCGCACGGUUUGUUUUUAUUAGCCAAUAUAAUGGGAUCGUGUUGCAAAAAAAAAGAAAAAAAGAAAAAAAUCAAGAAAAAAAAAAGAAA
Messenger RNA from Polistes canadensis, 5561 nucleotides. Its product is annotated as high-affinity choline transporter 1-like. Gene Ontology annotation, biological process: acetylcholine biosynthetic process; choline transport; transmembrane transport. Bases 429 to 3200 code for a protein of 923 amino acids. Gene Ontology annotation, cellular component: plasma membrane. Gene Ontology annotation, molecular function: choline:sodium symporter activity. The transcript has 14 exons. The record is from RefSeq and is a predicted model, not a curated record. NCBI's taxonomy places the organism in Eukaryota, Metazoa, Arthropoda, Insecta, Hymenoptera, Vespidae.